UACUUGACGGACCACACAAAAGCAAAAAACACAACCAUGCUAGUACCCCACCAUUAAAAUGGUGAAACAAACCUAACACCACCAAUCCCCAGGGUCUUCAAAUCCCAAAUUCCCAUUUCCAGGUUUUUCAGACCCCCGCAAAAAUGUCCGACAAAACCCAGAAGACCAAGAAGGAGGCCCAGGGCCUGCUCCUUGGCCGGUACGAGGUCGGCAAGCUCCUCGGCCACGGCACCUUCGCCAAGGUCUACCACGCCCGGAACGUCAAGACCGGGGAGAGCGUCGCCAUCAAGGUCAUCGACAAGGAGAAGAUCCUCAAGGGCGGGCUCAUCGCUCACAUCAAGCGCGAGAUCUCCAUCCUCCGCCGCGUCCGGCACCCGAAUAUUGUGCAGCUGUUCGAGGUCAUGGCGACCAAGUCCAAGAUCUUCUUUGUUAUGGAGUACGUUAGGGGCGGCGAGCUGUUCAACAAGGUAGCCAAAGGCCGGCUGAAGGAGGAAGUGGCUAGGAAGUACUUCCAGCAGUUGAUCUCGGCUGUCGGAUUCUGCCACGCACGCGGCGUCUACCACCGCGAUCUCAAACCUGAAAAUCUACUACUCGACGAGGACGGCGAUCUUAAGGUAUCUGAUUUCGGCCUAAGCACUGUUUCUGAUCAGAUACAGCAAGACGGGCUUUUCCAUACCUUUUGUGGCACCCCGGCGUAUGUUGCGCCGGAGGUUUUAGGCCGGAAAGGCUACGAUGCGGCCAAGGUGGAUAUAUGGUCUUGUGGGGUUAUCUUGUUUGUUUUAAUGGCUGGCUACUUGCCAUUUCAUGACCAAAAUAUUAUGGCAAUGUAUAAAAAAAUUUACAAAGGCGAGUUUCGAUGCCCUCGGUGGUUCUCACCCGAGUUAACCCGAUUGCUUACCCGUGUUCUCGAUACGAAUCCCGACACGCGGAUAACGAUUCCGGAUAUCAUGAAUAAUAAGUGGUUCAAAAAAGGGUUCAAGCAUAUUAAGUUCUAUAUUGAGGACGAUAAGUUGUGUAGUAUUCCGGAUGGGGAUUAUGAUGUAGGGUCAGAGUCUGAUCAAUCGCAGUCCGAAUCAGAAUCGGAAGUAGAGACUAGGAGGAGACUCGCAUGCUUGCCACGGCCAGCAAGCUUGAAUGCGUUUGAUAUUAUUUCGUUUUCACCUGGAUUUGACCUUUCCGGGUUGUUUGAGGAGGGAGGGGAAGGGGCAAGGUUUGUUUCAGGGGCGCCGGUGCCGAAGAUUAUAUCGAAAUUGGAGGAGAUUGCGAAGGUUGUUAGUUUUACAGUGAGGAAGAAGGAUUUCAGAGUAAGUUUGGAGGGGACUAGGGAAGGAGUGAAGGGGCCAUUGACAAUUGCAGCUGAGAUAUUUGAAUUGACACCGUCACUACGAGUGCUGGAGGUGAAGAAGAAAGGAGGCGAUAAAGGAGAGUAUGAUGAUUUUUGUAAUCGGGAAUUGAAGCCUGGUUUGCAAAACCUCACGAUAGAAGAAUCUGCAGCGUCUUCACACGCGCUUUUGGAUUCUUCACAUUUGCUUUCAGCCACUUCUUUGUCACCUCCUGUUUCUUCAACUUUGGUGCCCGAUAGUUCGUAUUUGCCUUCAGAUACUGAAUGAAGAGAGAAAGAGGAGAAAAGACAUACAAAUUGUAGUAGUAUUUUCCUCAUGUUCCAUGAAGCCAUUACCAGUCCGUAUCAUUUUGUGGGCUUAUGAAAUUACCGUGCAGCGUGCAACCUGUAAUUGCACAUUUGGGAACUCUAGUCCAAUGUGUAUGGAUGCCAAUGUUUUACAGCAUUCUGAUGAGGUGAAAUGGAAAAUUACAACAUCCUGGAACA
Molecule: messenger RNA, 1828 nt
Organism: Rhododendron vialii
Lineage: Eukaryota; Viridiplantae; Streptophyta; Magnoliopsida; Ericales; Ericaceae
Product: CBL-interacting serine/threonine-protein kinase 12-like
Exons: 3
Coding region: 144-1610 (488 amino acids)
Biological process (GO): signal transduction; protein phosphorylation
Molecular function (GO): ATP binding; protein kinase activity
Source: RefSeq, a predicted model, not a curated record